Messenger RNA from Venturia canescens, 2558 nucleotides. It is a transcript of the gene Mcad, whose product is annotated as Medium-chain acyl-CoA dehydrogenase. The transcript is spliced from 7 exons. Gene Ontology annotation, molecular function: medium-chain fatty acyl-CoA dehydrogenase activity; flavin adenine dinucleotide binding. The record is from RefSeq and is a predicted model, not a curated record. Gene Ontology annotation, biological process: medium-chain fatty acid catabolic process. NCBI's taxonomy places the organism in Eukaryota, Metazoa, Arthropoda, Insecta, Hymenoptera, Ichneumonidae. Bases 763 to 2010 code for a protein of 415 amino acids. Gene Ontology annotation, cellular component: mitochondrion; cytoplasm.
AUUUCCUCGGGUACGUCAAUUAAAAACACAUAAAUUAGAAUCAACUUUAAAACGGAGUAGCGACAGGUGAAUACGCAAUUCAAAUGAGCUAGCUUAAAUUUCAGGUCAAAUUUGACAGUUGACACUUCACGUACAACACCGUUUUGGGAUUUUUUUCUUUCCUACAGUAAUUUUUCUUUUUUAUCGGAGCACAAAUUCUUCGAUAAACAAAUCAAUCACGAAUUUAUGAUGGUGGCAAUCCAUCGUAAUAAGUUAUUGCUGAUUUUCGCCGGGGCUUUCAUUUUACAGCGAAUCCUGACGUGCACUGCCCCCUUUUUUUUCACAAGCACAAGCCCAAGAUCUUUCAACUAACAAUCACGAUUUUCCGGUAAUUAAAAAUCGAUAUCAUUGUUUAAAUAAUUGAAAUAUGCGUCGGCAUUGAAGUACUUGUAAAAAAUCACCGAAAGAUUAUGUUUGACCCUUGAGCACAAAAUAAAGUUCACCCAUCAUCUUCAGCACUUUGAGGGAGGGGGAAAAAAAUCAUGUACAUACAAAUUCCUCCACCCAAUACAUGUAAGAAUCGAUGUGUGUUUUUCGUACUUUGACCCCGCGACUCAACCAGUUUUUAUAUAAACGAUUGAUAAUAUUAUUUUUCGCCAUACCCGGUUUCGUCUUAACAAGAAAAACUUGCCGAAAACCUGUUUCGUCCGUCCAACGAAUUAAACUGAGUGCAAUCUGAUAAUUUCUAAUACCGUAGUUAAUAUAUCGAGGUUAAAAUAAAUCAUGAUCGUGUCAAAGCUUUUCAACAAUGCCCUACGACAAACCGUAUGUCGUAAUUUUUCUACAACCUCCGUCGUCUCUAAUGGCUACAGUUUCCAAUUAACCGAAACUCAGAAGGAAAUGAAAGAUGUCGCUGAAAAAUUUGCCAGAGAAGAAAUUAUUCCUGUUGCCGCAGAUUACGACAGAAGUGGAGAAUAUCCUUGGCCCAUUAUCAAGAAAGCAUGGAGCUUGGGUCUCAUGAAUGGAUCCGUUCCUCAAGAAUUUGGAGGACUUGGCCUCGGAUCAUUCGAUUCGUGUCUCGUGACAGAAGCCAUCGCGUAUGGUUGUACAGCGGUGAAGACAGCAAUGGAAACUUCUGGUUUGGCUAGUACCCCAGUCAAAAUUGGUGGUAACAAAGAACAAAAGAAAAAGUAUUUGGGCAGACUGCUCGAAGAACCUAUUGUAGCGGCUUAUUGCGUAACAGAACCUGGAGCAGGUUCGGACGUUGCUGGUCUUAAAACAAAAGCAGUGAAAAAAGGAAACGAGUGGAUAAUUAACGGAACAAAAAUGUGGAUCACAAAUGGCGGUGUUGCCAGCUGGUACUUUGUUCUGGCCAGAACAAAUCCCGAUCCAAAAGCACCAGCGAGCAAAGCAUUCACAGGUUUUAUUGUCGAUCGGGAAAGUGAGGGUCUUACGCCAGGUCGCAAGGAACUAAAUAUGGGACAAAGAGCAUCCGACACUCGAAUGAUAUCGUUCGAGGACGUGCGAGUCCCGGAAGAGAAUGUGCUGACGGGAGAGGGUGCGGGAUUCAAAAUAGCGAUGCAAACAUUCGACAGCACGCGACCGAUGGUCGCUUGCGGUGCGGUCGGUUUAGCGCAGAGGGCGAUGGACGAAGCGCUGAAGUAUUCUAUGGAGCGAAAAGCCUUCGGGAAGGCAAUAAGCGAGCAUCAGUCGGUAGCGUUUAUGCUCGCGGACAUGGCGAUUGGAAUCGAAACGGCUCGACUCGCUUGGAUGAAGGCAGCUUGGGCGGCGGACAACAAACUGCCAGAAGCGACAAUGCUCGCGAGCAUUGCCAAGUGUUACGGCGCCGACAUUGCCAACAAAUGCGCGACCGAUGCCGUACAAAUCUUCGGCGGCGCCGGUUUCAACACCGAAUAUCCUGUCGAAAAACUCAUGAGGGACGCUAAAAUUUAUCAAAUCUAUGAAGGAACCGCACAAAUUCAAAGACUCAUCAUUUCCCGUAAUAUUCUCAAGGGAAAUCAAAAAGGCUGAGAAUUUUUUAAUUAACGCAUGAGCGAGCCCGAUCCUUUUUCCCAAUCAAUUGAAUUUUCAUCGCGUCGAAACUGGCACAUUUGUCGAUGCAACGAGGAUAUUCCACUUGUCAAAAUUCCUUUUCAAAACGAUGAAUAUUUCGAGUUUUAACUUCGUUCCCAAAAAGGAUGGAACGAAAGUAGAAAAUCUAUUUUUUUUUUAAUCUUCGAAAUAGAUGGAGGAGAAAACGAAUGUUCACAGCUCGAAUGCAACAGCGAUGCAAUACUUGAUUUCGUUGAUUUUGCUACUCUUACACACAACCCCAAUGAAAUAUUUUUUAUAUCGAGUAUACCGUUGUUGUCAAGUAUACGCAAUCCAACUGCCAAAUAACGCAGUUAUCGUUACAAAUUUUACGUAAAAUAUAUGUAUUUUUGGAAAUGAGUGCUUCUCAAUUUAAAGUGCUCGUACGUUUCUUCGUGACGAUUGUUUUUAUUCGUCCUGUUGAAAUUAUCUGAUAAUUUUGAUAGGCAUAUUUAAUACAAAUAAACGGUGCUAGUAUUAUCAGUAAA